Planococcus citri (citrus mealybug) is the source of this 6231-nucleotide messenger RNA. RefSeq names its product microtubule-associated serine/threonine (MAST) protein kinase dop (gene dop). The transcript has 4 exons. Bases 675 to 5228 code for a protein of 1517 amino acids. NCBI's taxonomy places the organism in Eukaryota, Metazoa, Arthropoda, Insecta, Hemiptera, Pseudococcidae. Gene Ontology annotation, molecular function: protein binding; magnesium ion binding; protein serine/threonine kinase activity. Gene Ontology annotation, biological process: peptidyl-serine phosphorylation; intracellular signal transduction. The record is from RefSeq and is a predicted model, not a curated record.
GUUGUCAUGCACAUUGCGCAGCUAGAAGAGGAGAAUUGAAAGUUUUAUCACUCGAAAUUGAUUUAUGACCAUCGUACGAAUGAAAAUGAAGCUAUUUUCACCAAAUAAUUCAUCACGAAUCAAUUAACACCUCGGUAAUAGAUUCGAUCGAGUCAUACGAUCUAUUCAUCCAUCAGCUGAUUUCCAGUGAAUCCAGAACACCUGUAGUGAUUAAUGACGUCAUUCACGUAACUGCAAAAGUUACCAUCAAUUUUCCUUUCAUAGAAGUGUAUCGCUGUGUUUGAGUAUGGUGUCUUGGUGUGAUGAACCUUCAAAUUUUGAAUAGAACGAAGCAGCUGAAAUUUCAUCGAAGUGGAAAAUUUUCAUAUUACUCGAGUUCCUGACACUCCGGUGUUACAAUACGUUCGAGGUCGUAACAAUUAAUGAUUUAUUGGAAUGGAAGGAAAUUGGUGUUCCUUUGUUUGUGGUGAAUUUGCUUGUUGUCUUACUCGAUGUGGAUUGACGCACCGUUCUCAGUUACCGCAAAACAAGCAUUUUAAAAUGGAUAUCAGCCAUAGGCGAGACCAACCAGAGAAGCGUUCUUAUCGCGGGUUACCUAAAGUGAUAAUUUGGUAGCCGAUAAAUCAAAGUAACAGCCUCGAAACGACCAAAUAACUAUAAAAACAGUCUGCAAAAUGGAUCCAACUACCGCUCCUAACCGUACUUCUUCGACCCAACAUCAUUCCGACUCAGAAGACGUAGUGCCAUCUUCGAAAUCUCGUACCAAAAAAGACGUUUCAAAUCUGAUUCUAUUCCGUAACUCGAAGCUGGGCCAAUCGGCGCCUUCGCUUUCGGUAUCCAUGAAAGAUCUGCGACUCAGCGGUACCGUCUGCGGUAACGUCGUCAGCCAACAGCAACGUAAAACUAGUCGAACGCAACAGCGUAAAAGUUUCGUAUCAAAUACGUCGCCAACGUUUCCGCGAUGCCAUUCGCCAAUGACCAGUAGCCCGGUCGACAGUCCUAAAAUACUGCAUUCUAAUCGUCACUUCCCUUUUAUACCUAUACGUAGACCGUUCACUCAUCUCAGUACCGAAUGCAAAGACGGCCGUAGAUGGUCCGUAGCCUCGUUACCGUCAUCCGGAUACGAUACGAACUCCGGUAGCUCGAACGUAUCGUCUCAAUGCUCUAGUCAAGAGAGACUGCAUCAUUUACCAAACGUGCCCACUUCGGAUGAAUUACAAAUGUUAACCGAGCAUUUCUCCUCGAACGAAAGUAACCCUAGCGCCGACGACGAGUCGACUAGAAAAUCGUUCAUGAGACCGAGAUCUCGUAGUUUGAGCAGCCCUAGUCGGUCACCUUGCCCAGAUAGUGAUAUCGUUACGAUGAACAUGCUGUAUAAAGAACGAUUUCCGAACGCUAUGAGCCAAAUGGAACAGCGAUUGAGUAAAUUCAUCGAAGGUAAUCAAGCGGCGUUGGCGGAGAAUUUGAAAAAUAGCUCCCCCGACGCCACGCCUAUAAUUCGAUUCGUACAUCACCAAGUACUAGAGAUGGCUCGCGAUUGUUUGAAAACUUGCCAAGAGAAAUUAAUAACCAGAAGUUACUUUUACGAGAUAUCGGAGAAUUUGGAAAAAUUACUAGUCGAAACGAAAGAGAAAUCUCCCGAAGGCGCGGUCGUAUUGAGCGGCGUUAUUAAAAAAUUAUUGUUGAUUAUUUCGCGUCCGGCGCGUCUUUUGGAAUGUUUAGAAUUCGAUCCGGAAGAGUUUUAUUUAUUUCUAGAAGAAGCCGAAGGCCUAGCUAAAUGUAAUCAAGAUAUUAAAGGCGAUAUACCGAGAUAUAUUAUUAAUAAAUUGGGUAUAAAUAAAGACCCGAUUAAAGAGCUCGAGUCCGAUUUACCCGAAGAGACGGAUACGAAAAAGGAAGAAGCGGCAGUUAGACUGGAACUCGGAGUUCCCGAUAAAGACACAUUCGCUAAAAAAUUACCCAACGAAGAAGACUUCCAAGUGAUUAAAUUGAUUUCGAAUGGCGCCUACGGAUCUGUGUAUCUGGUCAGACACGUCGAAACGCGUCAACGAUUCGCGUUGAAGAAAAUCAUCAAGCACAGCGUCAUGCUGCGGAAUCAAAUCGAGCAGGUGUUUGCCGAACGUGAUAUUAUGAGCUUUACCGAUAAUCCUUUCGUCGUCAGUAUGUAUUGCAGCUUCGAGACGAAGAAAUACUUAUGCCUUGUGAUGGAAUACGUCGAAGGUGGUGAUUGCGCUUCGCUUUUGAAAACGAUCGGUCCUCUGCCGCCGGAUAUAGCUAAAUUUUAUUUCGCCGAAACCGUACUAGCGGUCGAAUACUUACACAGCUACGGUAUCGUGCACAGAGACUUGAAACCGGACAAUCUGCUCAUCAACGCUUUCGGACAUAUCAAGUUGACCGAUUUCGGUUUAAGUAAAAUGGGCUUAAUGUCGCUGGCUACUCAUUUGUACGAAGUGUACGUAGAUAAAGACACCAAGCAGUUCGACGAUAAGCAAGUUUACGGUACACCAGAGUACAUUGCUCCUGAAGUGAUCUUACGCCAAGGAUAUGGUAAACCAGUGGACUGGUGGUCGAUGGGUAUCAUUUUGUACGAAUUUCUCAUCGGUUGCGUACCAUUUUUCGGCGAAACACCCGAAGAACUUUUUGCUCAUACGGUGAACGACGAUAUCGAAUGGCCCGAUGAAAAAGACUGGCCUAUUAAAACCGAAGCCAAGGAUCUGAUCUCGUCUUUGCUGCAACAAAACCCUCGCGAUCGUUUAGGCACCGGUGGCGCUCACGAGGUUAAGGAACAUCGAUAUUUCGAGAACCUUGAUUGGGAUUCGUUACUCAGACAGAAGGCUGAAUUCGUACCGCAGCUGAGCGGUGAAGAAGACACGAGUUAUUUCGAUUCGAGACUCGAUCGGUAUAAACACGAGAUCAUGGAAGAAACUGACGAAAACGACGAACAAUUCUCUGUCGGUUCGUUUUCUUCGUGUUCGGCUCAGUAUCGGAAAGUUACGUCGAGAUUGAGCGUUUACAGUAACAGUUCCGAGUCGACCAAGAGUGAUCGAAAAUCGUCCUUGUUCGAAGAUCAGUCUGAUUUAUUGAUCAGUGAAUCGUGCGGCGUGCAUUUACUCGAUACUUCCGAUAUCGAACCUAUCAACGAAGAGUCGACGACCGGUUCGAUUAUUUCGGCUAUCACUCCGAAAACGCACAAAUACGGCACGACUCCGGAAUCCUCGUCGCAAACCGAAAGCGACGUUUCGCCUCAAAUACAACGAAAGAAAGCGUACAUUAGUCGAGGUUCGGUUCCGAAGUUUUCCAUUUCAAUGGAAGACGAUUCGAACGCGGUUUAUUCGACUUCUGCGAGUAUGUCAGAUUUCCAUCGCGAUCUGUUCCCCGAUAAAAAAGAAAGACUGAAGAAACAAGGAUUACAUCUGACGAUGGAUAAUCAACUAUCGUCUGCUGCCGCUGUAUCGACGCCAACUAGACAUAAAUCGCGAUCGAUCUCGAAAAGCUCGUCGGCCACCGGGCUAUCUCUAUUCAUACCCUCGGAGGGUUCGAAUCCGGCUAUCCAAUCGCCGGGCGGAUCUAGUACGGCUAGUUCGAGAGAUACGUCACCGUGUCAAGAACUUUCGCCUUUGAUUAGCAGCUUGAAGCCGCCCAUUGUUAUACGUAGAGGUCCGUCUGGUUUCGGAUUCACGGUGCAUACGGUACGCGUAUACUACGGCGAUACGGAUUAUUACACGAUGCACCAUCUGGUGAUGGCCGUCGACGUAGGCAGUCCGGCGUUCGAGGCUGGGCUACGACCUGGUGACUUGAUAACGCACAUAAAUGGCGAAAUAGUUCAAGGACUUUAUCAUACGCAGGUUCUGCAGCUGCUGCUGUCGGGCGCCGAUAAAGUUACCUUGCGAGCUACGCCGCUGGAAAACACGUCGAUUCGAAACGACGGCAAGAAACGUCAUCCCGGUCAAGGGAAACUAGCUUCGCGUAAAUCGUCCAACUAUAAACAUCGAAGAUGCAAAAAAGAUCUCGCCGGUGCCGGCUCCGAUACGCGUAAACAACGCAGCAACGCUAAACCCAACUUACUCAGCAGGAUCAAUCACGCCAAACGUCAAGCGAGCGCUGCUAUCGAAAUCAAACCGCCUGGAGGAAUACCCUCGUCGCCUACUCAGAUAGUUCCUCCAUCUUACAUGCGAUCUCUAUCGGUCCAAGACACAGUGCCCGAAACGCCACCCAUAAUCACCGCCAGCUGCUGCUCUUCGCCUUUAAUUCGGCCCUCCAGCGGGGGAUCGUCGACCAUUAGUCCGAAUACCACCGUUGUAUCGACCUUAUCACCGGACCUGUCUAUCGGCACACCGCCCGAAUACUCGUCCAAUAGUUCAUCCAGCUCGUCAUCCAAUUCACCCUCGAUCACGCCGUCGAAUUCGUGUUAUCAAAGACCAUCCUCGUUGCACGGCCUCAAACACAAACUCGCUCCUAGUAAUAAGAAUCUACAUUCGCCGAAUCGUCGUAAAUCCAUCGGGCAUAUUCCACUGUCUCCUCUAGCUCGCACUCCGUCGCCUUCGCCGUUACCCUCGUCUCCAACGAGAUCACCCAGCCCUCUUAUAUUCCCACCCGGACAUCAUCCGCCGGGUAGUUCGAACACCACGCAAUCGUACAGUCCGUCGACUUCGGGCUCUUCUAUCGUAUGUACGCCGACUACCACAUCUAAGAAAGCAUUUGGACGGCCGAAAAACUCCGAACCUAGAUCGCCGCUGCUACGACGAGCCCUGUCGCCGGAUCGAUUGCAUCCUCGUAGCAACGAAGUCAAGAAUAACUUCAUAUCGCCGUUAUGCGAUUCAGCGUUAAAAGUUACCUUACACGCGCCCAGAAUUACCAUCACAUCGAAAUCGCCGCCCCAGUCUUUGAAAAGCACCGCCGCUGCAACUGUCGCCAAAUUGACCACCGUUUCUACUAUCAACGAAGGUAAUCAUAAAGUAACCAUCGCCUCUGUCUCUACCUCUACCUCAACUUCCGUCGUGAAAGAGAGUAAACUAAAAGACGUAAAAACCGACCCGAUCGAAUCGGCCGGUUUGGAUACAAUACCUACUAGUACCGCCCAUCAAGGCGAACUUCCUCAUAUAUUGGAAGAAAAAGAAUCUCAAGAAUGUCUUCCCGUGGUAUCUUCAUCGACAACGUCGCCAUCAUCGUCCUCUUCGAAAACUAUCAAAUCGUUUCAUCAUAGCGCAAACUCAAAGAAAAAAGAUUAAAAAUCAACAAACGCCGCGUAUACUUAGAAAUAAUUUCUAAACAAAAAUUAUACCUACCCUGUGACGAAAAAAAAUGAAAAGCUUCGGGCGUGCUUUUUUUCCCCUACUCCUCCUCUCACCCUCUCAAGCGACGCGUUUAUUUUUUCCCAAGUGUGAACUAGCACGAUGAUAUCGUAAUGUAUUUCGUUCGUUUUUUUUUAAAUUAUUAUUUUUCGCCUGUAUGGCCUGUUUUUGAUACUUAAGUAAUUGAUGAUACCUAUUUUUUCGUUUAAAAUGUUGUUUUUUUCAUUUCUAAAAUUAUAUUUAAAAAAUUUGCCAAGUCAUAAAACGCUUGUAGAAAGCACACCUACAAGGAAAACAUAGGUACCUAUUUACUUUAUGUAAAAUACGUGUAGAUUACGAGACGACGAUUUAUUGCGACGAUGUUAUUUUAAUUAUUAUUAUCGUGUGCAGUUACUCGUACGUUGUCGUAUAUUUUCUUCUUGUUUACUGAGUUUUCUCUCUAUCUCCACCACCCUAUUUGAACUUUAUGUACUCGUGUAUCUCUCUGUAUCUGUCUUAUUUGUGAGUUUUCUCUCUUUAUUUUUGUUUUCCCUUCAAUAUACGCGCGUGGAAUUCCCUCGUGAGAAUGGUACGAAGCAUUUUACCUGGGAAUAGAGUAUUUUUUCGAUGAUUUUGUAUCCGGUACCUAGACUUAGCUAAUACCUACACAUGUUGGUAGUGAUUACAACAGUAUUGGGACAUGUGCAAUUAUUUUAAAGUCGUAUUGUGUAUUUGAAAUACUAUUUACCGGUGUGAAUGAGCGAAAGCGUGUAUGUUUUUAGUGUGUGUACUAGUUUAUGUCGUUUGUCCAAUUUAGAUAACCGAUUCGGUCAAAUUGAACGGUUCUACUAUCGUGUAAGGCCCCACGGCCCAUUUCCCUUGUCCCUUUAUUUUUUUUUUGUACCUGUAAAUGUAAAUGUGUUUUGUACGAAUGUAAUCAAUACAGACGGUUUUCUUGUGA